UGGCAUAGCAGGAAGCCAGGAACCAAUAAUUCUCUUCCAUGGAAGAAAAUGAAGAAUCCGUCCAACUAUUUCAUGGGUCCAUCAUGGCAUACUUAACAGUGACAAACUGACCAAAGCCAAGCUUAGGUCACAGCAAGUGGAGAUGGAGAUUUUUUCCAUACCUGCAUACCAUCCAGGUGCAGUGAAGGCAGAAUAGAAAUCCGAUUUCCGUUCCGCCUUACAACCAACCCCAAAUCCUGUGGAGCACCUGGCAUGGAGCUAUCAUGUUCUAGGGAAGCAGAUACAAUCCUACUUCACCCAAUUCUUGGAUUGUGCAAGGUCACUGCAAUCGACUACAGUUCUGGUACUCUUACUGUCAUCGCGCUUGAAGAAUCAUGGACUCGGUGCCCGCUUCAGAAGAUCUCUACCACCAACCUAUCAACUGGCGUAUGCAUACCUUACGCCCUUGAAACUGCAACCCUGAUACGCUGUUCAAGAGAGUUCAUACCAAAAUACGAAGCCAGUAUUUUACAAGGUUUGGGGGACAGUAUUGUUGGCCCAAUCUCUUGCCUGAGCAACACAAGCCAGUUUGUAUAUUUGAUGGCCAGUGGUGAAUCCAUGUCUCUUCUUCCCUUAGAUUGUACAGUGGUCUCCAACGGCAUUCCGAUACCAGAUGAUUAUCAUAGCAAAUCUGCUGCAUCGUUCCCCAAGUUCCCCAAAAGGGCCAAAAGAAUCAUCACAUCUGCUGAGGCAACGUUGAGUUGGUCGAUUCCUGACAUUGCCAACAUUUGUAUAGAAUGCGAGCAAAAAGGGCAUCACUGUGGAUUCAGCUCACAACGGAGGCAAGCAUUCUGCAAGCACAAUGGUUCCCGGGUCAAAGUCAUUGCAGCAACAUCGUCAGUAGCCACAUGUGUGGUUCUCUUGUUGGCGGCAGCCACUGCACUAUAUCUGUCCCUAAAAUCAAAGACUGAUGAAGAGGUACGUUUGAAGAUCGAAAUAUUUCUCAAGGCAUACGGCACAUCAAAACCAACAAGGUACACAUUCUCCGAAGUUAAGAAAAUAACAAGACGAUUCAAAGAUAAACUGGGGAACGGUGGCUUUGGAAGUGUAUACAGAGGUCAGCUAGCAAGUGGAGUGCCUGUGGCAGUAAAGAUGCUGGAGAACUCAAAGGGCAAUGGAGAAGAUUUCAUAAAUGAAGUUGCGACCAUCGGUAGGAUCCACCAUGCCAAUGUGGUUCGUCUCUUAGGAUUUUACUCUGAAGGAACAAGGCGUGCUCUUAUUUAUCAAUUCAUGCCUAACGGAUCACUGGAGAAAUAUAUAUUCGCACAUGAAUCAGAUAUUUUUCGGGAACUAUUAGCACCCAACAAAAUGCUGGAAAUAGCAUCAGGCAUUGCACAAGGAAUCGAAUACCUGCAUCAAGGGGGCAAUCAGCGCAUCCUCCACUUCGACAUCAAACCUCACAACAUCUUGCUUGACUGCAGCUUCAAUCCAAAGAUUUCAGACUUUGGCCUUGCAAAGCUGUGUGCAAGGGAACACAGCAUCGUCACACUGACUGCAGCUAGAGGAACAAUGGGCUACAUUGCCCCAGAACUAUAUUCUCGUAACUUUGGGAGAAUAUCCAACAAGUCCGAUGUUUAUAGCUUUGGCAUGCUAGUGUUGGAAAUGGUGAGUGGGAGAAGGAACUCGGAUGCAUGGAUCGAGAACCAAAAUGAGCUUUACAUGCCAGAGUGGAUAUAUGAGAAAAUCAUCACGGAGCAAGAACUGGAAUCAACAAGGGAGAUGAAGCAAGAAGAGAAGGAGAUAGUAAGAAAGCUGGCUAUUGUGGCACUAUGGUGCAUCCAGUGGAACCCAAAAGAUCGCCCAUCUAUGCCGAAAGUGUCAAACAUGUUAACAGGAAGCUUGCUGAGCCUAACAAUGCCUCCUAAGCCAUUUGUAUCGUCUCCGGGCUACAUUACGCGACAAAUUUAAAAUUUUCCUCUACAGAUACUCUGAAAAUGUGUUUCAGACAUUGAGACUAGGUAUGCUGCUUCUGCAGUAACAGCUAUUGUAUAUGACACUUGAUUUUCAACCCGAUUAGCACAUCUAUGUAAACUGUAUGGCGUGUCUACUUGAGAUGUCGCAAUUGUUUGCAAUC
Messenger RNA from Brachypodium distachyon (stiff brome), 2113 nucleotides. RefSeq names its product rust resistance kinase Lr10. The coding region runs from base 253 to 1947 and encodes 564 amino acids. Gene Ontology annotation, molecular function: protein kinase activity; ATP binding; polysaccharide binding. Gene Ontology annotation, biological process: protein phosphorylation. NCBI's taxonomy places the organism in Eukaryota, Viridiplantae, Streptophyta, Magnoliopsida, Poales, Poaceae. The record is from RefSeq and is a predicted model, not a curated record. The transcript has 4 exons.